UAUUUUUGUGUUUGUUGCAGGAGGAGGGCAGACAGGAGUGCCGACAGGAGUGGGAGGGGGAAUAGCGGGUCUCCUGGCCACCACCGCCAUGUUGGAUCCCACCACGGGGGGGUUGAGAGUACCCCCUGCCCGCCAGUUGUGGGCUCCCCAUCCGGCCCCCACCGAAGCAGCAGCGGUGUACUCCCUAUUCCAACAGCAGGAACACCAGCACCAAACUCUGUUGGCAGCACCACGAUUUACCACACCAAGUGCAGCCACAUAUCCUUGUGGAACAGCUGCACUUUUGGCUUCUGUUCAUCCACAAAAAGAUGUAAUCACAAGCAACUACUCACCAAUCACACUGAAACCAAAACUGGCGAAAAAGCGAAGCUGGGAUGAAAUGGUCAAAGUGGAACCUGCUUCUGCUAAGAGUCCAUGCAGCUGUCCUAAUGGAGCGAAAAAAAUCGAGACAGCAGCAUCCUCAAGAACACCACCAGUCAGCCUCUCAUUGGUCAAGAAGGAGCCAAUCGGAACGCCAACUCCUUGCCAAGUGGCUGAGGUCACUACCAGUGUCAGAGUCAAGCAGGAAAUAUCUGAAUCUUCAAUUACUACAGGCGCCAGCGGUAUCCCAGUGGGCAUAGCUGUAGCCAGGCAGCGCAACCUUGACAAUGGGCGUGGCCGAGGUGAGACUCCACCCACUCCGGCACACCAUGCUCAUGCCACACCCACUCUGGCCCCGCCCACCUUUCUUCAGCAACAGCCUCCGCUCCUAUUGGCUGGUUGCGAUGACAGAAGCAUGUGGUCCAUGCCUCAUACAGCACCUCAUUGGCAGUAUCCACCAAUGGAGCCAAGUAUCCCGGUUGGAUUCCAAUUGGUCAGGGAUCCUAUGACUGGACAGCUGCUCCUAAUACCUCCCACUACAAAUGUUGCAGGAGUGAUGUUGCCGUGUGACAUGGCAUCAGCAGCUAAGGCCACUCACAUGAGUAGUGCCUCCCAACCCCUGCUCGCCUCCAACGCUGGCCUAACACUCAUCCAACAGUUGUCAACGCUGGCCAAUCCCACCCAGUUCUCAACCGGGUCGCUGCUCAUUCAGCACAUUUCUGGCUCCAAUACGCAGGAGUGA
This is a messenger RNA of Nilaparvata lugens (brown planthopper), 1102 nucleotides long. RefSeq lists its product as uncharacterized. NCBI's taxonomy places the organism in Eukaryota, Metazoa, Arthropoda, Insecta, Hemiptera, Delphacidae. The record is from RefSeq and is a predicted model, not a curated record. The coding region runs from base 89 to 1102 and encodes 337 amino acids. The transcript is spliced from 8 exons.